AUGGCCGCCAUGGAGAAGCUGAUGCGGGCCUUCGAAGCGCUGCGCUCCUUCCAGCAGCAGCAGCUGCCGCCGCCGCCGCCCCAGCCCAGCCCCGCGCCCGAGGAGCCGCCCGCCCGCCCAAAGAAGGAACUGUCCACCUCCAAGAAAGACCGAGUCAAUCAUUGCCUAACAAUAUGUGAAAACAUCGUGGCUCAGAGUUUAAGAAAUUCUCCAGAAUUCCCCAAGCUGUUGGGGAUCGCCAUGGAACUCUUCCUCCUCUGUAGCGAUGACGCGGAGUCCGAUGUCAGGAUGGUCUCCGAUGAAUGUCUCAAUAAAGUGAUAAAAGCCUUGAUGGAUUCCAGUCUUCCUAGAUUACAAUUGGAACUCUACAAAGAGAUUAAAAAAAACGGUGCUUCCCGGAGUUUGCGGGCUGCUCUGUGGAGAUUUGCGGAGCUUGCACACCUUGUUAGACCUCAGAAAUGCAGGCCGUACUUUGUGAACCUCCUGCCCUGCUUAACCCGGGUCAGCCGGCGGCCCGAAGAAUCCGUGCAAGAGACCCUGGCUGCGGCGAUGCCCAAAAUCAUGGCAGCGUUUGGCAACUUCGCAAACGACAGCGACAUCAAGGUUUUAUUGAAAGCUUUCAUAGGUAAUCUUAACUCCAAUUCUCCAACCAUCCGUCGGACGGCGGCCGCAGCCACGGUGAGCAUCUGUCAGCAUUCACGAAGGACGCAAUAUUUUUACACUCGGUUGCUUCAAGUAUUGCUAGGACUGUUGUGUCCCACGGAAGAAGAGCACCCCAGUGUCUUGAUUCUCGGGGUGUUGCUCACCUUGAGGUACCUGAUCCCGUUGCUGCAGCAGCAGGUGAAGGACACCAGCCUGAAGGGCAGCUUCGGGGUCAUCCAGAAAGAAACCGAGAUUUCGCCUUCCUUGGAUCAACUCAUCCAGGUGUACGAGCUGAGUCUCCAUUACACUCAGCACCGGGAUCACAACGUCGUCACCGGAUCCCUGGAACUGUUGCAGCAGCUCCUCCGGACGCCUCCCCCCAACCUCCUCUUGGCCCUCACGAUGCGCGGGGGGCUUUUGCAAGCGGGGGCAGCCGAAGAUGAGAUUGCCGGCCGCGGCCGCAGCAAUAGCAUUGUGGAACUGAUUGCUGGAGGGGGGUCUUCCUGCAGCCCUGUUUUUUCCAGAAAACAAAAAGCCAAAGUACUUUCAGGAGAGGAGAGCCUGGAAGAGGAUUCCGAAGCCAGGUCUCAAGCCAGCCAGGUGGGCUUUGCAGGGUCUGGGAAAAGCGAGCUGAACAGUGAAUUAACUUCCACGCCGGGCGUCUCGCCCGCGGCCAGCUCAGCCUCCGACCCUCCGGGUUGCGACAUCAUAACGGAGCAGCCCCGUUCUCAGCACGUCUUGCAAUCCGAAUCGGAGAUCUCUGCUUGCGAUUUGACGGGCACGACCCCGAAAGCCGAUACGGACGACGACAUGCUGAGCAGGAGCUCCAGCCAGAUUAGCGCCAUCCAGUCCGAAGUGAACGACGGCACCUCGUCGCCCAUCAGCGACAGCUCUCAGACUACCACCGAAGGGCCGGACUCGGCAGUGACCCCGUCCGAUUUCUCUGAAAUGAUUCUCGAAGGCGGUGAGAACCAAUACUCUGGAAUGCAGAUUGGGCAGCUGCAGGAGGAAGAAGACGACGCCAACGUUCUACACGACGAGACUUUGGAUCCGUUCCGAAAUUCCUGCCUCGAGCUUCAGCGAUCUCAUUUAGCGAAAACUGUGAGCCACAGGAGGGAGCCUUCCAAUGGCAGCAUGGAGAAGUUUGGGCCUAAGGAAGAAACUGAACUGGCUGACCAUGGAAUUAAGCUCUCCAGAAUGAAAGGUGAUAUCGGGGGCUAUAAGGACGGAAGUGCUGCGCCAUUAGUCCACUGCGUUCGCCUCCUGUCGGCCUCUUUUCUGCUCACUGGAGAGAAAGGGGCUCUGGUGCCGGAUAAAGACGUCAGGGUCAGCGUGAAAGCCUUGGCCAUCAGUUGCGUGGGGGCAGCCGUGGCCCUUUACCCGGAAGCUUUCUUCAGCAAACUCUACAAAAUGCCCACUGAAAGUAACAAAGAAGAAAGAGAGCAGUCCGUGAAGGACAUUGUGAAUUAUAUCGACCACGGAGACCCCCAGAUCAGAGGGACAACCGCCAUUUUGUGCGGAACCAUUGUUUAUUCCAUCCUCGUCCAGUCUUGCUUCAGUGUGGAAACUUGGCUGGAAAAUAUAAAAGCGUCCACAGGGACGCUGGUGGAGUGUGUCUCCUUACUACAGAAAAGCCUGAAAGACGAGUCUUCGGUCACGUGCAAAUUGGCCUGCAUAGCUGUGAGGCACUGCAUCAUGAGCUUAUGCGGCAGCAGCCAUAGUUCCUUGGGGUUGCAAUUACUGGUUGACCUCCUUCUCCUGAGGAACAGUUCCUACUGGCUGGUUAGGACGGAGCUUCUGGAAACGGUGGCUGAAAUAGAUUUUCGGUUAAUCCAGUUUUUGGAAGAAAGGGACAGCAAUCUGCAUAGAGGGGAUUAUCAUUACGCUGGGCUGUUAAAACUUCAGGAUCGGGUUCUGAAGGAAGUGGUCAUUUCUCUCCUAGGCGACGAAGAUCCCAGAGUCAGGCGUGUGGCUGCAGCUGCUUUAGUAAGGCUGGUCCCAAAGCUGUUCUAUAGUUGCGACGCAGGGCAGACUGAUCCGGUCGUAGCUCUGGCCAAGGAGCAAAGCAGCGUCUACCUGAAGCUCCUGAUGCACGAAACCCCACCGACUUCCCACUUUGCAGUGAGCACCAUCACCAGAACCUACAGAGGAUACAACCUGAUGCCAAGUCCAGCCGAUGUGACAGUGGAGAACAACCUUUCCAGAGUGAUCUCGGCCGUGUCCCAUGCGUUGACGACCUCACCCUCCAGAUCCCUGACUUUUGGCUGCUGCGAAGCAUUGUGUCUUUUGUCCUCAUCGUUUCCGGUUUGUACCUGGAAUGUGGGAUGGCACUGUGGAGUCCCAGGAGAAGAGCGCAGUUGGAUAGUUGGCUUGCUCCUCUCCCUCCUUUCCUCCGUUUCGUUCCCUCUGGAUCUCUCUGCCCACCAAGACGCCUUGAUCCUGGCUGGGAAUUUGCUGGCAGCCACCGCCUCCAAAUCUUUGCAAAACCCCUGGACGCACAGCGAGGACGAAGCCAGCGUUCCUGCCGCUAAGCAAGAGGACUCGUGGGUGGCCCUGUCAGACCGGACGCUUGCCCUGUUGGUCGAUCACCUGUUUUCCCAUUUGCUGAAGAUCAUUAAUAUUUGUUCCCACAUAUUGGAUGAUGUCGUUCCUGGCCCGACACUGAAGGCGACGUUACCAUCUCUCACCAACCCACCUUCGCUGAGUCCAAUUCGGCGCAAAGCGAAAGAAAAAGAAGCGACGGAGCAAGCCACGGUCGCCAUAAGCCCUAAAAAGACGAGUGAAAACAGCCCAGCUCCGAGACAAAGUGACACUUCAAGCUCCACUCCCCCGAGUAAAUCCUCGUCCACUCUGGGUAACUUCUACCAUCUCCCAUCGUAUCUCAAACUCUACGACGUUCUGAAGGCCACCUAUGCCAACUAUAAGGUUACACUCGAUCUCCAAAACGUCAAUGAAAAGUUUGGUGGAUUCCUGAGAUCAGCUUUGGACGUUCUGUCUCAAAUCUUAGAACUGGCAACUCUACAAGACAUUGGAAAGUACGUGGAAGAAAUUCUGUGUUACCUGAAAUCCUGUUUCAACAAAGAACCAGUCAUGGCAACUGUGUGUGUUCAGCAGUUACUCAAGACCUUGUUCGGCACCAACUUGGCCUCGCAGUUUGACAGCUGGUCUUCCAACUCCUGCCGAGCUCAGGCCAAAUGCCAGCGCUUGGGCUCCUCCAGCUUACGGCCGGGCCUUUACCACUGCUGCUUCAUGGCUCCUUACACCCAGUUCACCCAGGCCUUGGCCGACGCGAGUUUGAGGAAUAUGAUGCAGGCCGAGCAGGAACGGGACACCUCAGGCUGGUUUGACAUAUUGCAAAAGGUUUCUGCGCAGCUGAAAACUGGCACCGCGAAUAUGGCCAAGCACCGUGCUGACAAGAAUAUCAUCCACAAUCACAUCCGUCUGUUUGAACCGCUGGUCAUCAAAGCGCUAAAGCAGUACACCACCACUACGUCCGUACAACUGCAGAGACAAGUCUUGGACCUUCUCGCCCAGCUCGUCCAGCUGCGGGUCAACUAUUGUCUUCUGGACUCCGACCAAGUAUUUAUUGGAUUUGUGCUGAAGCAGUUUGAAUACAUUGAAGUCGGCCAAUUCAGGGAAUCGGAGGCCAUUAUUCCGAGCGUCUUUUUCUUCCUGGUGUUGUUGUCUUACGAGCGCUACCACUCCAAGCAGAUCAUUGGAAUCCCUAAAAUUAUUCAGCUCUGUGACGGGAUCAUGGCCAGCGGAAGGAAAGCAGUGACACACGCAAUCCCGGCUCUGCAGCCCAUCGUCCACGACCUCUUCAUCUUAAGAGGAGCGAAUAAAGCUGAUGCCGGCAAAGAAUUAGAAACCCAGAAGGAAGUCGUGGUCUCGAUGUUGUUGCGGCUGAUCCAGUAUCACCAGGUGCUGGAGAUGUUCAUCCUUGUGCUGCAACAGUGUCACCGAGAGAACGAAGAGAAAUGGAAGAGGCUGUCGCGACAGGUAGCCGACAUCAUCCUGCCAAUGCUGGCCAAACAACAGAUGCAAAUAGAUUCCCACGAAGCCCUGGGGAUCUUGAAUACCUUGUUUGAGAUCCUGGCGCCUUCCGCCCUGCGCCCGGUGGACAUGCUGCUGAGGAGCAUGUUUGUGACGCCCAGCACCAUGGCUUCAGUGAGCACCGUUCAGUUAUGGGUCUCUGGCAUUCUGGCUAUUCUGCGGGUCUUGAUUUCCCAGUCCACCGAAGACAUCGUCCUCUCCCGCAUCCAAGAGCUCUCCUUUUCCCCGUAUCUCAUCUCUUGCCAAACAAUUAACCGGCUGCGGAACGGGGAAAGCAAAGUUCCUCCCACUCAGGAAACCUCCACGGAUGAGCAAGAUCGCUUUCUUCCCGAAGAGACCUUUUCCAGAUUCCUCAUCCAGUUGGUGGGGAUUCUGCUGGAAGAUAUCGCCAGCAAACAAUUGAACGUGGAGACGAGCGAACAGCAGCACACCUUCUACUGCCAGGAACUGGGCACCCUUCUCAUGUGCUUAAUUCAUACCUUCAAAUCAGGGAUGUUCCGAAGAAUCACGGCUGCGGCGACCAAGAUUUUUACCGAGAAUGGACCGCACGGUCUUCAUUUCUACACCCUCGAAAGAUUAAACGAUCUUGUCAAGUCCAUGAUAGCCACGCACCCAUCCCUGGUGCUUCUCUGGUGUCAGAUCCUGCUGCUUGUUAACUACACCAAUUCCAGCUGGUGGUCCGAAGUUCAUCAGACCCCCAAAAGGCAGAGUCUGUCAGGCGCUAAGUUGCUCAGCCCUCAACCCAGCGGGGAUCCCCACGAAGACGACGGCGGCUCCAAGCUCAGCAUCUGCAACCGCGAGAUCGUGCGGAAAGGUUCCCUCAUCCUUUUCUGUGACUACGUGUGCCAAAACCUGCACGACUCCGAGCACUUAACCUGGCUGACCGUCAAUCAUGUCCAAGAACUCAUCAGCCUGUCUCACGAACCUCCCGUCCAGGAUUUCAUAAGCGCCAUUCACAGAAACUCGGCGGCGAGUGGACUUUUCAUCCAGGCUAUUCAGUCACGAUGUGAGAACUUCGCCUCCCCGACAGCGGUGAAGAAGACGCUGCAGUGUUUGGAGGGGAUCCACCUGAGCCAGUCAGGGGCUGUGCUGGUCUUGUACGUGGACAAGCUUCUCUCGACUCCCUUCCGUGUGCUGGCUCACAUGGUCGACACCCUGGCUUGCCGUCGUGUGGAAAUGCUUUUAGCGGCGUCGGUGCAGAACAGCACGGUUCAGUUGCCAGUUGAAGAGCUGGACCGAAUUCAGGAAUAUCUGCAGAACACCGGAUUAGCCCACAGACAUCAAAGACUCUACUCACUCUUGGACCGGUUUCGUCUAACUGUGGCUCCGGAAACCAUAAGCCCCUCACCUUUGGUUACGGCACAUCCCCUGGAUGGAGGGAACCAUCCCGAUCUAGAAACGUUAAUUCCAGACAAAGAUUGGUUCUGUUCACUCGUGAGGUCCCAGUGCUACACAAAAUCAGCUUUCGCUCUUCCAGAAGGUGCCGAACUGAUGAAUCGGCUUCCUGAACAGGAAUUGAUUCCUUUUAUGAUGCACCAGGAUUUCAACAUCAGCCUCCUCGCCCCGUGUUUGAGCCUGGGCGGGCAGGAACUCUCCCGAGGGCUGAGGAGCCAUUUUGAAGCCGCCCGCCUCGUCACGCUGCACCAGGUGACGGAAGUGGUGAACAAACUCCCCGCCAGCCAUCAAGUCUUCCAGCCGACGCAGCCAGUGGGAUCGUCCCCGUACUGGAACAAACUCAGCAAUAUUUAUGGAGACCCAGAAAUGUUUCAGUUCGCAAUGGUUUUAGCUCAGGCUUUAAGUCAGUAUCUGGUGUCGCUUUCCAAACUGCCAACUUCCCUUCGCAUUCCUCCGGAGAAGGAAAACGACAUUGUGAAGUUCGUUGUGAUGCUGCUAGAGAUCCUGUCUUGGCACUUAGCACGCAAGCAGGUUCCCCUAAGUAUGGAUCUCCAGGCUGUGCUGGAUUGCUGUUGCCUGGCGUUGCAACAGACGGAGCUGUGGAAUCUCUGGGCAUCAGCAGAGAACAGCAGCCAGGCGUCCUCCCUCAUCCACUGCACCCGAUUCAUCCUGGAAGCAGUGGCAAUUGAACCGGGAAAUCGUCUCCUGAGUCCAGAGAAAAGAAAGAAGAUUCAGAAGGCUGGCAGUGAGAACGAAAGAGGUUCACAAACACCAAAUUCUGAGUCCAUUACGGCAACUUGUGAAGUGGUAGCCGAGUUGGUAGAAUGCCUGCAGUCUGUCUUGGCUCUGGGGCACAAGAAGAACAGCCCCAUCCCCGCAUUCCUGACCCCCGUUCUGAGGAACAUCAUCAUCAGCCUGUCUCGGCUGCCCUUAGUCAACAGCUACGCCCGGGUUCCCCUCCUGGUCUGGAAAUUGGGCUGGUCCCCAAAGCCGACGGGUGAAUUCGGCACGACGUUUCCAGAAAUCCCGGUGGAAUUUCUCCAAGAGAGAGAAGUCUUCAAAGAAUUUAUCUACCGAAUUAACACAUUGGGGUGGACAAACCGCAUGCAGUUUGAGGAAACCUGGGCCAGCCUCCUGGGAGUUCUUGUGACCCAGCCGAUCGUCAUGGAUCAGGAGGAAAACCAGCAAGAGGAAGACAUGGAAAGGACCCAGAUCAAUGUUCUGGCUGUUCAGGCAAUCACCUCCUUGGUGCUGAGCGCCAUGACCAUCCCUCUGGCCGGCAAUCCAGCCGUCAGCUGUUUGGAGCAGCAGCCUCGAAACAAAACCUUGAAAGCUCUUGACACCAGGUUCGGGAGAAAAUUGAACAUUAUCCGAGGAAUUGUCGAGCAAGAAAUCCAAGAAAUGGCCUCUAAGAGAGACAACGUUGCUUGCCACCAUGUAUAUCAGAUGUGGGACCCUGUUCCAUCCCUGGCCCCCUCUACCACAGGUUCCCUCAUCAGCCACGAGAAGCUGCUGCUUCAGAUCAAUACGGAGCGUGAAAUGGGGAAUAUGACCUACAAACUAGGACAGGUCUCCAUCCAUUCUGUGUGGCUGGGAAAUAGCAUUACCCCGUUGCGGGAAGAAGAAUGGGGCGAAGACGAAGAUGAUGAGAGCGACAUGCCUGCCAUUUCCUCGCCCCCUUCCUCCCCCAUCAAUUCCAGGAAGCACCGCGCUGGGGUAGACAUUCAUUCGUGUUCCCAGUUUCUGCUGGAAUUAUACAGUCAAUGGAUUCUCCCAUCCAGCCCCAACAAGAAGACACCGGUUACCCUGAUCAGCGAAGUGGUCCGAUCCCUUUUAGCCGUCUCUGAUUUAUUUACGGAGAGAAAUCAGUUUGAAAUGAUGUACGCGACGUUAACUGAACUGCGGAAAGUCCAUCCGUCGGAAGACGAGAUCCUUCUUCAGUAUUUGGUCCCCGCUAUGUGCAAAGCAGCAGCUGUCCUUGGCAUGGAUAAAGCGGUGGCAGAGCCCGUCAGCCGCCUGCUCGAAUCGACGCUCCGCAGCACGCACAUGCCGAGCCGAAUUGGCGCGCUGCACGGCAUCCUGUACAUUUUGGAGUGCGAUCUCCUGGACGAGACAGCGAAGCAACUUAUUCCGGUCAUCACCGAAUACCUGCUGUCCAAUCUGCGUGGCGUAGCCCACUGUGUGAACCUCCACAACCAGCAACACAUCUUGGUCAUGUGCGCAGUGGCCUUCUACUUAAUCGAAAAUUACCCGGCUGACGUCGGACCUGAAUUCUCUUCCGGAAUUAUUCAGAUGUGCGGAGUGAUGCUAUCCGAAAACGAGGGAUCCACCCCGUCGGUGAUCUAUCACUGUGUGAUCAGAGGUCUGGAAAGGCUCCUGCUUUCGGAGCAGCUCUCUCCGCCGGACUGCGAAGCGCUGGUGAAACUGAGCGUGGACCGUGUGAACGUCCUCAGUCCGCACAGAGCCAUGGCCGCCUUGGGACUCAUGCUGAGCUGCAUGUACACAGGAAAAGAGAAAGUCAGUCCCGGACGAAGCGCAGAUCCCCACUCGGCAGCUCCGGACAGUGAAUCGGUCAUCGUGGCAAUGGAACGAGUAUCUGUCCUCUUUGACCGGGUCAGGAAAGGAUUCCCCUUCGAAGCCCGAGUGGUAACUCUGAUCCUCCCUCAAUUCCUGGAUGACUUUUUCCCCCCGCAAGACGUGAUGAAUAAAGUGAUUGGGGAAUUUUUAUCCAACCAGCAACCCUACCCACAAUUUAUGGCGAAAGUACUCUACAAGGUCUUUCAGUCCCUGCAUACGACGGGUCAGUCCUCCAUGGUCCGAGACUGGGUGAUGCUGUCGCUCUCCAACUUCACACAGCGGACGCCGAUCGCCAUGGCGAUGUGGAGCCUUUCCUGUUUUUUCGUCAGCGCUUCCACCAGCCAGUGGAUUUCAGGAAUUCUCCCACACAUUAUCAGCAGAAUGGGAAAAUCGGAACAAGUCGACCUCAAUUUGUUCUGCCUGGUGGCCAUAGAUUUUUACAGGCAUCAGAUCGACGAAGAAUUGGAUCGCAGAGCCUUUCAGUCCAUCUUCGAAGUGGUCUCUUCCCCGGGAAAUCCGUACCACCGCCUGCUGACCUGCUUACAAAGCAUUCACAAGAUCACCCCGUGUUGAAGAAGAGAGCAGACGACGGAAGGAAAGGCGUCUCACGCCGCGGAGGUCCCUCGUAACCUCUCGGCUUUCUUUUAUUAAAUUUCCAAACCCAAAUGACUCCGUAGGUAGUGGUGGCUGGGCCAUGCAAGACAAAAGCCUGGAAUUUUGGGGGGAAGAAAGAAAAAACAAAAAAAGAGCGAGACCUAGUGAGAUAUGGACAAAAUAUGGAUGCAAAACAAAUUUGCUCAUCUCAGCUUAAAUUUAUAUAUAUCGUUCAUGCUGAACCUCGUGAAUUCUGCAGUAUCGGCUCCGGGGCAUUUAAAAAGCCUUUGGUUUCAUCUA
Messenger RNA from Pantherophis guttatus, 9561 nucleotides. The record is from RefSeq and is a predicted model, not a curated record. Lineage: Eukaryota; Metazoa; Chordata; Lepidosauria; Squamata; Colubridae.